Messenger RNA from Oryza brachyantha (malo sina), 3149 nucleotides. Its product is annotated as plasma membrane ATPase 1-like. The record is from RefSeq and is a predicted model, not a curated record. Gene Ontology annotation, biological process: regulation of intracellular pH; proton export across plasma membrane. The transcript is spliced from 21 exons. Lineage: Eukaryota; Viridiplantae; Streptophyta; Magnoliopsida; Poales; Poaceae. Gene Ontology annotation, molecular function: ATP hydrolysis activity; ATP binding; P-type proton-exporting transporter activity. Bases 118 to 2988 code for a protein of 956 amino acids. Gene Ontology annotation, cellular component: plasma membrane.
ACUGGAAAAAUUUCGCGUAUAAAUAGCUGGUUGGCGAGCAGGGAGGGGCUGGAGAGAGUGCGAGGAAGGAAGAAAGGUGAGUUCUUUUCGGCAGGGGGAGUGGGGUCGGUCGCCUCCAUGGCGGAGAAGGAGGGAGGCCUCGACGCCGUCCUCAAGGAGUCGGUCGACUUGGAGAACAUCCCGAUUGAAGAAGUAUUCCAGAAUUUGAGAUGCAGCCGACAUGGGCUCACAUCCGAGGAGGCGAAGCUACGCCUGGAACUUUUUGGUCCGAACAAGCUCGAGGAGAAGGAGGAGAGCAAAUUCCUGAAGUUCUUGGGGUUCAUGUGGAAUCCGCUGUCAUGGGUCAUGGAGGCUGCAGCUAUCAUGGCCAUUGCAUUAGCCAACGGUGGGGGGAAGCCGCCUGAUUGGCAGGACUUUGUUGGUAUCAUCACACUGCUACUUAUCAACUCAACUAUCAGUUUCAUUGAGGAAAACAAUGCUGGCAAUGCUGCUGCUGCACUCAUGGCGCGUCUUGCGCCAAAAGCCAAGGUGCUCCGUGAUGGACGUUGGACUGAGGAAGAGGCAGCCAUCCUUGUGCCUGGGGACAUCGUCAGUAUUAAGCUUGGAGAUAUCAUUCCUGCAGAUGCUCGCCUCCUGGAAGGAGAUCCUUUGAAGAUUGAUCAGUCUGCCCUCACUGGGGAGUCAUUACCAGCCACCAAAGGUCCUGGUGAUGGUGUCUACUCUGGUUCAACAGUUAAGCAGGGUGAGAUUGAAGCAGUUGUGAUAGCAACUGGUGUGCACACUUUCUUUGGAAAGGCUGCACAUCUUGUUGAUUCCACCAAUCAAGUUGGCCAUUUCCAAAAGGUUUUAACAGCUAUCGGGAAUUUUUGCAUUUGCUCAAUUGCUGUGGGGAUGUUUGUUGAGAUUAUUGUCAUGUACCCUAUCCAGCACAGGGCAUACCGCCCUGGGAUUGAUAACCUAUUGGUGCUUCUCAUUGGAGGCAUUCCUAUAGCAAUGCCCACAGUCUUAUCUGUAACCAUGGCAAUAGGGUCUCAUCGCUUGUCUCAGCAGGGAGCUAUAACAAAGAGAAUGACGGCAAUUGAAGAGAUGGCUGGCAUGGAUGUUCUUUGCAGCGACAAAACAGGAACACUGACUUUAAAUAAGCUCACAGUGGACAAGAACCUCAUUGAGGUUUUUGAAAGAGGGAUCACUCAAGACCAAGUAAUUCUGAUGGCUGCUAGAGCAUCCCGAAUAGAAAAUCAAGAUGCCAUUGAUACUGCAAUAGUUGGGAUGCUUGCUGAUCCACAAGAGGCACGUGCUGGUAUUCAAGAGGUUCACUUCCUUCCAUUCAAUCCUACCGACAAGAGAACCGCAUUGACAUAUAUUGACAAUGAUGGGAAGAUGUACCGUGUUAGUAAAGGUGCGCCAGAGCAGAUCCUCAACCUGGCACACAACAAGACACAGAUAGAACGAAGAGUCCAUGCUGUAAUUGAUAAAUUUGCAGAUCGUGGACUUCGGUCUCUUGCUGUAGCAUAUCAGGAGGUGCCAGAUAGAAGGAAAGAGAGUCCUGGUGGGCCAUGGCACUUUGUUGCUCUCAUGCCACUGUUUGAUCCUCCAAGGCAUGAUAGCGCAGAAACAAUUCGAAGGGCACUUAACCUUGGUGUGAGUGUGAAGAUGAUCACAGGUGACCAACUAGCGAUAGGGAAGGAAACAGGGCGUCGCCUAGGAAUGGGUACAAACAUGUACCCUUCAUCUGCUUUGUUGGGACAAAACAAGGAUGAGUCCGCUGCUGCUUUACCAGUUGAUGAUCUAAUUGAGAAAGCUGAUGGUUUUGCUGGCGUUUUCCCAGAGCACAAGUAUGAGAUUGUAAAACGUCUGCAAGCACGGAAGCACAUCUGUGGAAUGACUGGUGAUGGUGUAAACGAUGCUCCAGCCCUAAAGAAAGCUGAUAUUGGUAUAGCAGUGGCUGAUGCGACUGAUGCUGCAAGGAGUGCAUCUGACAUUGUGCUGACAGAACCUGGCUUGAGUGUGAUUAUUAGUGCUGUUCUUACCAGCCGGGCAAUUUUCCAGCGGAUGAAGAAUUACACUAUAUAUGCUGUCUCAAUUACAAUACGUAUUGUGCUUGGGUUUAUGCUGCUUGCUCUUAUAUGGGAGUUUGAUUUCCCACCAUUUAUGGUUCUGAUCAUUGCAAUUCUGAAUGAUGGUACAAUAAUGACUAUAUCUAAGGAUCGAGUAAAGCCUUCUCCACUACCAGACAGCUGGAAGUUGGCUGAAAUUUUCACAACUGGAGUUGUCCUUGGUGGAUACUUGGCAAUGAUGACUGUUGUAUUCUUCUGGGUUGCGUACAAGACUAACUUUUUCCCUAGGAUCUUUCACGUCGAAAGCCUCGAAAAGACAGCACAUGAUGACUACCAAAAGCUUGCUUCUGCUGUAUAUCUUCAAGUUAGCACCAUCAGCCAAGCUCUUAUCUUCGUCACAAGGUCUCGCAGCUGGUCAUUUAUUGAACGCCCUGGCUUUCUACUAGUCUUUGCUUUCUUGGUUGCACAGCUGAUAGCUACACUGAUCGCUGUUUAUGCUAACUGGGCAUUCACUUCAAUCAAAGGCAUUGGAUGGGGCUGGGCUGGUAUCGUGUGGCUCUACAAUCUAGUUUUCUACUUUCCGCUCGAUAUCAUCAAGUUCCUCAUCCGAUACGCUCUGAGUGGGAAAGCAUGGGAUCUUGUCAUUGAGCAGAGAAUUGCAUUUACAAGGAAGAAGGACUUUGGAAAGGAAGAGAGGGAACUCAAGUGGGCACAUGCACAAAGGACACUCCAUGGCCUGCAGCCACCAGAUGUUAAGCUGUUCCCUGAGAAGACUGGCUACAGCGAGCUGAAUCAGAUGGCGGAAGAGGCGAAACGGAGGGCCGAGAUUGCAAGGCUUAGAGAGCUUCACACACUGAAGGGGCAUGUGGAGUCUGUUGUGAAGCUGAAGGGCCUGGACAUUGAUACCAUUCACCAGUCCUACACAGUGUGAUAAUAAGAACACUAACAAGAGUAUCUAAGAGUUGCUGCGGGGGGAAACUGUUUCAUCAACUACUAAUGGGUAGUUUUAUCUCCUCUCAGCUAACAUAAAUGUAAUCAUCAACAGCUCACAUAGUUUAUAAAUCAAAUCAUCAAAGGGGAUUGUUGAUAUUA